This is a messenger RNA of Rhizophagus irregularis DAOM 181602=DAOM 197198, 1503 nucleotides long. RefSeq lists its product as uncharacterized. The record is from RefSeq and is a predicted model, not a curated record. Lineage: Eukaryota; Fungi; Glomeromycota; Glomeromycetes; Glomerales; Glomeraceae. Gene Ontology annotation, cellular component: nucleus.
UUUUUUUUUUAUAUUAGAUACCUCGUAAUCUAUAGUAUACUAGAUAGUCUUUCAUAAACUUUGUAGAUUAUUAAAUGACAAAAUUAGCAUCAACGAGUUUCGAGUUUAAUAUGGUAACUACAGAGGAUAAUUCUUCAGAUAUUAGCGAAGAGAUUGAUGAAUUAGCAGGAGAUCUGGAAUUUGAUUCUAAUCAUAAUGAGACGCCGAAUAACGAUAAACGAGUUUCUUUUAGUAGCGACAAAAUCAACAAUGAUGAAAAGAAACAACAACAACAGCAACAUGAAGAAGAUGAAGAUGAAGAUGAUGACGAGAUCUUUGAAAUUGAGAAAAUAGUUGAUCAUCGGACGUAUAGAGGAUCAAUACAAUAUAUGAUUAAGUGGAAAGGAUAUCCUGAUAAACAUAAUUCUUGGGUGUCAAAAGAACAUGUAUAUGCAGAACAAAAAGAAAGUGAAUAUUGGAAUAACAAAGAAAUAGAAGCAAAGGAAAAAAUAAAGUCAUUGGUAGAUAAACAUAAUAUUAAUGCAAGUAAAUCAAUGAAAAGACCGAAAUCAAAUAGAAUUAAAAAAAUUAAAGACAAACAGAUUAAAAAGAAAAGUUUUGUUGAAUUAAAAACAACAAAAACUAAGGGUAAAUUAGUGAAUAAUAAUAAUGGUAGCAACAAAGACAAAGGUGGUUAUAAAAAUGGUGUUAACAGGAAUAAUGAUAUUAAUAAUAAUGGCAAAAUAUCCUCGGCUAGUUAUUAUACUACCCCAUUACAAUCUACUGAAAAUUCUGAAUUUGGUGAAGCAAAUAAUAAUAGUGAUAAUGAAGGACGAUAUGAAAAUGAAGAAAUGUUAAAAUAUGAUUAUGACGAUGAUGAAUAUGAAAAUUUUACACCUGCUGCUAUAUCUGGAAGUUGGGAACCUUUUGUUAAAGAUGUUGCCACCAUUCAACAAGAUCCAUGCACGGGAACACUAAUAGUUUUUCUGAAUUGGAAAAAUGGACAUCGUACAUCACACACUAACAAAGUAACAAAUGUCAAAUGUCCACAAAAAAUGUUGGAAUUUUAUCAGCAACAUGUACAAUUCGUUGCAACGAAUCAUCAAUAACAUUUGGUUGGUAUAAAAAGAGAAUGUGCGAAAAAAAUGGUAUAAAAAAAGGGGAGAAAGAAAGAUGACAUACACUUUGUGGUUGUAAUAUUGAAAUAGUAGUGUAACAGGUAUUUGUUAAUUAAUGUUCUUUGGUAAUAACAAAUAGAUAAUUAAUUAUUACAGCAUUUCUUUAAUUAACCAUUCUGAUUUGGUGGAACACUAUUAUAAUUAAUAAAAGGAUUUUGAAUUGUGAAAGAAAUGUUUUUAUGUAAAUAAAUAUGUAAUAAAUAUAAAAAUAUAUAUUAACAAAUAAUCGAAAACAAAAUUUAUGAUAAUUAGAUUCCAUGAUUAUAUUGAUGCUUAUUAAAAUUCCUUCGUGCAAUAGGUCGAAUUCAUAUCACAAUAUAACCAAGAUCAACACUCUUGUUCACUA